Molecule: messenger RNA, 2390 nt
Organism: Chaetomium fimeti
Lineage: Eukaryota; Fungi; Ascomycota; Sordariomycetes; Sordariales; Chaetomiaceae
Exons: 3
Coding region: 446-2008 (520 amino acids)
Source: RefSeq, a predicted model, not a curated record
UUUCUGGCCAUCACACCCGACCAUCCCGAGACUUUGCGGAUCCCAGGGGUCGGUUACACCGUGCUUGGCGCCCCCAGUUGCCCCUUUAGGCGCGAUCCUCCCGCACAGGCGCCCUACCCCUGACGGGUUACCCCUGCUUUGUUGACACUGUGAAACUGACAACGUCCCGGAAAGCUGGAUCCCUUCCCAGUCCAGGUUCGCAACGGUCUGUCAACGGCUUUUUGCCUGGCUGCCCGGGCACUGCCCAUCAUGCCUCGUCGAUCAGACAGUAAAAGCCAUUCACGUCCUUGAGCCCUCCCCCAGGUUCGGAGCCUUUCUCUCUCUUCUCUUCCUUCAACCAGGCCAAAAUGUCUUUAACCUGACAGCCUUUUACACCUUGGCGACGGCCUCUAUUUUUACUAAUUACCUACUUUCUAUUCUCUUUGCUUCGUAUAAGUCCGUGAAGAUGCUGGUCAUCCGCGUUCUUUGGCUGCAGGCUGCCCUGGCGGCGGCCCAGCUUGUGGAUCUGGAUGGGCUUUUGGGGGGUGGAGGAGACGGACCGGAGACAUCAGCCGUCGAGGAGCAGGGUGCGGUUGAGACAGGCGCGCCGGGUGGUGUGGUAGAUGGAGUGGUGGACAACGCGGCCGGGGCAGCAAACGGACUUCUGGAUCCCAUCCUCGACCCUAUCGUCGGACCGACCGGUUUGCUCGGCAACGAUGAUGCCGCAGUGGUUACCACCGCCCCUGAGGAUGAGGAUACACCGGCUGCCACGGACGAGCCAGCUCCCGACCCGGAGCCGACUCAAGUUGAGCCCACGCAAGGGGAGCCUGAGGAGACCACGGCGCCAGAGCCAACCUCGGAGCCCGCCCCCGAACCGGAGGUUACGACGCAGGAGCCCGCGCAAGAAACCGAGCAGGCCCCUCCCGCCCCGACUUCGGAUCAAUCACCACCGGCAGAAGAGCAGCAGCCACCAGCGGAUGAACAACAACCACCAGCGGACGAGCAGCAACCACCGGAAGAUGAGCAGCAGCAACAGCCUGCCCCUGUUCUAGUCCCGGGGGGUUCAACAGAGACUUCUGCGGCCGCAGCCCCAGCAGCUUCAUCCGCAAACCCAGGCGUGAUUCCGAUCCCCAACCCAGAGGCCUCUUCUCCCGCGGGUGAAUCCGAAGUCGCGGCACCCGGGCCGGCACCAACCGCCAACAACCCUUCCCGACCUGCCCAGUCCUCCACCCCAGACCGACAGCAAAACCCGCAGUCUGACUCGCCCGAGCCCAUCUCUACCCUAGUAACAGCCCCCGGCACAACCUUCAUGUCCGUCUUCAUCCCGCCGUCCCCAACCGGCCGCCUAGCCGUCAUCGACGGCGCGGAUAACAACAACAACAAUAACGGCGCGCCCAACACCGACCCGUCCUCGGGCAACGACAACAACCAAAACACCGACACGAACACGGGCGCGGACCCCAACAUCCCCCUCACCGACACCGAAACCGACACCACCACCACCAGCGACCCCACCGCCCCCAACAACCCCAACGGCAUCCAAUCCCCCGCCUCCUCGGAAGACGAGGGCAUGCCCAUGGCCACCAAGAUCGGCAUCGGCGUCGGCGCCGGCGCCGGCACCAUCCUCCUGGGCGUGAUCGUGGCCUUUGCGCUCUGGAAGCGGCGCAUGGGCCGCGGCCCGCCGUCGUCGGCCGAGGCGGACACGGAACGCGGCGGCGGUUCCGGUUCUGGUAGCGGUGGUGGUGGUGGGAGGGCGAGUCCGACGGCGCUGGAGAAGGCGAAGCUGGAUUUCGAGAGCGAGCAUGACGUGGCGGUGGACUUUGGGGGGUUCUUUCGGGAGCGGGGGAAGGGGGGUGCCGGGGAGGUAGGGGGGGUGGUGGAGAGGGCGCCGACGCUGCCGCCGGUGGUGCAACGCCCGCAGCAGGCCGUGGUCGCGGAGUUGGAUGGAGGGGAGGUGCCGGCUUAUAGGGGGGUUGUGGGGGUUGGGCGGCUAUGGAGGCACGACUCGGCCUUUAUGUGCAAUCCCUAAUGUCGCCUUAUUGCUCUUGCCGCCCUGGCGCAGCCGCCGGAAAGCCAGACAAAUCAUUACCACCAUGAAGGUCCAGGGGUCAAGCUCCCCCGCCGCGCGAGGCCGGCCCCAUGCAACUCUAGCGUGAAGUAUUUGUGAAAGUAGAUCAGGUGGUGUCGGCCUACUGGUUGUGCUCUCUUAUUUAGCCGGGGAGGCGGUCUUGCUCAGCCGAGAACCAACUGCAUAUGACCAAAGAGGAUAGCCAUUUUGGCGUCCCCAGCUGACCCCUCGUUCUAGUCAUGACGUGGGACAUGGGAAUAAACUUCUAAGAGACGGGGAACAAUAUUAAGGACUUGAACACAACCAGGAAGUCCACGGGUUGAUGGGAUAAAGUCGAUCGUGU